Molecule: messenger RNA, 1875 nt
Organism: Lepus europaeus (European hare)
Lineage: Eukaryota; Metazoa; Chordata; Mammalia; Lagomorpha; Leporidae
Gene: SYAP1
Product: synapse associated protein 1
Exons: 9
Coding region: 116-1198 (360 amino acids)
Cellular component (GO): synapse; cytoplasm
Source: RefSeq, a predicted model, not a curated record
GUCGCUUUGACUUCCGGCUGUCUUCCCAGUAGACCGGCAGAGCGCAGUCGGGAGCGGGCGGCGCUCAGGGGGGCUCUCCGGUGACCGCGACCGCGACGGCGGCCUCGCCGGCGGGAUGUUCCGGGGGUUAAGUAGUUGGUUUGGGUUGCGCCAGCCGGCGGCGAACGACGACGAGCAGCCGGUGGGAGAUGGGCAGCCCGCGGGAGACGCUCCGCCCCAACCGCGCCUCGAAGCGGAGGCAGAGUCCCCUGUGCAGGAGGAGCAGCAGCCGGCGGGGGACCAGGAGCUCCUCCACCAGGCCAAAGGCUUUGGCAAUUACCUAUUUAACUUUGCAACGACUGCAACGAAAAAAAUAACCGAAUCAGUUACUGAAACUGCACAAACCAUAAAGAAAUCUGUAGAAGAAGGAAAAAUUGAUGACAUCAUUGAUAAGACAAUAAUAGGAGAUUUUCAGAAGGAGCAGAAAAAAUUUGUUGAGGAACAACAUACAAAAAAGUCUGAAGCUGCUGUGCCCCCAUGGGUUGAUAGCAAUGAUGAAGAAACAAUUCAGCAACAAAUUUUGGCCUUAUCAGCUGACAAGAGGAAUUUCCUUCGUGACCCGCCAGCCGGUGUGCAGUUUAAUUUCGACUUUGAUCAGAUGUACCCUGUUGCCCUGGUCAUGCUGCAAGAGGACGAGCUGCUGAGCAAGAUGAGAUUUGCCCUUGUCCCCAAACUCCUGAAGGAAGAGGUGUUUUGGAGAAACUACUUCUACCGUGUGUCCCUGAUUAAGCAGUCGGCCCAGCUCACUGCCCUGGCUGCCCAGCAGCAGGCCGUGGCAAAGGAGGGGAAGAACAGUGGUGCCAACGCUGAUUUGCCUCUGACAGAGGCAGUACGGCCCAAAACUCCACCUGUUGUAAUCAAAUCUCAGCUGAAAACUCAAGAGGAUGAGGAGGAAAUUUCUACUAGCCCAGGAGUUUCUGAAUUUGUCAGUGAUGCCUUCGAUGCCUGUAACUUAAAUCAGGAAGAUUUAAGGAAAGAAAUGGAGCAACUUGUGCUUGACAAAAAGGAAGAGGAGACAGCUGUAUUAGAAGAGGAUUCUGCAGACUGGGAAAAGGAGCUACAGCAAGAACUUCAGGAAUACGAAGUGGUGACAGAAUCAGAGAAGCGAGAUGAAAACUGGGAUAAGGAGAUAGAAAAAAUGCUUCAAGAGGAAAACUAAUGUUUCCUGAAGUAACUGAGUGAUCCUUAACAGUCCACCAACUGACAUUAAAAUUGUAGAUGUUGACACUCACUGAAUCAGAAGGCAUGGAGUAAAACUUUGUGAAAUUCAGAAUUAUUCUUUCUCAAGUUGAAACUUGCCUCUUCUACUUUUAAAAGCGUAUAUAGAACAGUUAUUCUGGUAAUGAAAAAGGAAUAUCUUAUGUCACAUUUCUUUAAUUAUAAAUCAAGUAAUAGCUGUUCUUUUAGGGUGGUAUGAAUAGCUUUGCCACAGAAACAUAAGUAAAAUUUUAGAGUUGUUUUCCAUGAGGUCAGUAAUCUAAUUUAUUUUACAGUCCCAGUUUUCUAAACAUUUUGUACUCCUCCUUGCAUUUUCAUUAAUUCAUGAAUGUUAAAGUACUUAAAUAGAUUGAUUAUUAUGAAAAUGACCAAAUUAUACCAAAGAAUUUAAAAGGAAGCACUUUCAGAACUUUUUUUCUUGCUAGGUAUUUUGUAAAAUUCCAUCUGGAAGCCAAAAGAUAAAAUAAGUUGGUUUUUAAUGAUAUAAACAUCUACACAAUUUGACAUGACGAAAUGCUGUGCAAACAUACUGAGGCCUUUUCUUUCCUUCCUUCCUCCCUUCCUUCCUCUCUCCUCUCCUCUCCUCUCCUCUCCUCUCCUCUCCUCUCCUCUCCUCUC